Messenger RNA from Hyaloperonospora brassicae, 324 nucleotides. The record is from the annotation of a GenBank genome assembly. NCBI's taxonomy places the organism in Eukaryota, Oomycota, Peronosporomycetes, Peronosporales, Peronosporaceae.
AUGCGACUCUUUGGGGCCAAACUUGCGAUUGCGUACAUGGCUACACUUGCACUGGCUACCGCUGGCUCGACGGCAGGACAAGUGGCCACGUCGGGAGCGCACUGCGACGACCCCGAGGCGGAACCGACUGCUGCUGACUUGCUCGCAUUGGGGUUUGCGCCCGACAACAAGGGCGUUGUUCGCAAGAUGGGUACACCCGACCGAUCCAUGCGCGACAGUCGUCGUCCAGCGUGCAUCGAGGUGGGGCUCUGGUGUCCGUCGAUCGGCAAGACGCUGGCUGCUGACCCCGAGAACGACUGCAAGUUUCCGCCGUGUCCGCAAUAG